Molecule: messenger RNA, 6664 nt
Organism: Drosophila ananassae
Lineage: Eukaryota; Metazoa; Arthropoda; Insecta; Diptera; Drosophilidae
Gene: nompC
Product: serine/threonine-protein phosphatase 6 regulatory ankyrin repeat subunit A
Exons: 17
Coding region: 754-5919 (1721 amino acids)
Biological process (GO): calcium ion transmembrane transport; GPI anchor biosynthetic process
Cellular component (GO): membrane; glycosylphosphatidylinositol-N-acetylglucosaminyltransferase (GPI-GnT) complex
Molecular function (GO): protein binding; calcium channel activity
Source: RefSeq, a predicted model, not a curated record
CAGAAACUCGCAGACGCUCGUGGCAAACGGUUGUUGGUUGCUCCCAAGACUUGGGCCCCAAAAAGAAAGCACAAUAUCAAGUGCCAGUGGCUAAGGGGACAUUCAGUUGGCCAAAAAAAGGCAAUGGGAAAAGUAGAACCAGAAGAAAAAAAAAAUAUAAAAGGGGGCACCGCCGUUAACGCACACGCAACCAAAGUCAUAAAGGGGCUAAACAUAUAAAUUUGUGUAGUAAAAGUGAAGAAAGCGAAAGAAUCAAAGUGGAAUAAUAGCGAGCGGAUGUGUUGGCCAGAAGCCAUACUAGCUGGAAACGUUUUUUGUUACUCGUCCGUGUUUUGAGUGUAUAUUUGUCUGUGUGUAUGUGUCUCUUGCUGUUUCUGUUGCUGUUGCUUUUGCUGCUACUUGCUUCCUUUUGCUGUUGCCAAUGAAAAUGCAAAUUGUUGGUAACAAAUAUUGGUAAAAUGCGGAGGCCGUAGGAAUUUGUGCAAUGCGAGUGUGCGAAGCGGAGGAGAGCCUGAAAGUAUGCAGCGGAAAUUCACAAUCCCCCGAAUCGCGAACCAAAUCAAUAAUAAUACAAUAACCGAGCAACAUAACAUAGAUAAUGGCAGCAUAAACCAUUUAACGGCCCAAAGUGUUUAACCUGGAAUCCCUGAUCCCGGAACCUUUUUGUUCUUAUUGUUGUUGUGUAAUGUUCUAAAAAGGAAACAGGAAACCCCAGAUCGCACCGAAGGCAAGGAUACCAGAGCCGUAUUCAGGAUGUCACAGCCGCGCGGUGGGCGUGGUGGCCGUGGCGGUGCGGGGGGCGCCGGCGUUGGACGCAAGACUCCCUCCUCGCUGACCGGUCCGCCAGAUGAUUCGGCCACGCCCAGCGAAAGGGCAACUCCGGCCAGUAAAGCCGACUCGGAUCCCAAGGACGACAGCUCGAGUAAUGGCGACAAGAAGGACAUGGACCUCUAUCCCGCCCCGAAGCCACCCAGUGCCGGCGCCUCCAUUCGGGACACGGCCAACAAAGUCCUCGGACUGGCCAUGAAGAGCGAAUGGACGCCCAUCGAGGCCGAGCUGAAGAAGCUCGAGAAGUAUGUGGCCAAUGUGGGCGAGGACGGUAACCAUAUCCCGCUGGCCGGAGUGCACGACAUGAACACCGGCAUGACUCCAUUGAUGUACGCAACCAAGGACAACAAGACGGCCAUAAUGGAUCGCAUGAUUGAACUUGGUGCCGAUGUGGGUGCCCGAAACAACGAUAAUUAUAAUGUGCUACACAUUGCGGCAAUGUAUUCGCGUGAGGAUGUCGUCAAAUUGUUGCUAACAAAACGCGGUGUCGAUCCCUUCUCCACCGGUGGCUCGCGUUCACAAACUGCGGUGCAUUUGGUGUCGAGUCGGCAAACCGGAACUGCCACAAAUAUCCUGCGCGCUCUUCUUGCGGCUGCUGGCAAGGAUAUUCGCUUAAAGGCGGACGGCCGUGGCAAAAUCCCAUUGCUCCUGGCCGUCGAGUCGGGUAAUCAGUCCAUGUGCAGAGAACUCCUGGCGGCACAAACGGCGGACCAACUAAAGGCAACGACGGCCAAUGGAGACACGGCCUUGCAUUUGGCCGCCAGACGGCGGGACGUGGACAUGGUCCGCAUCCUGGUCGACUAUGGAACGAAUGUGGACACGCAGAACGGGGAGGGGCAGACGCCUCUCCACAUCGCCGCCGCCGAAGGUGAUGAGGCCCUCCUCAAGUACUUCUAUGGCGUGCGCGCCUCAGCGUCCAUUGCGGACAAUCAAGAUCGCACUCCGAUGCACUUGGCCGCCGAGAAUGGGCACGCGCACGUCAUCGAGAUACUGGCCGACAAGUUCAAGGCGAGCAUCUUCGAGCGCACCAAGGAUGGCAGCACUCUGAUGCACAUUGCGUCACUCAACGGUCAUGCUGAGUGCGCCACGAUGCUCUUCAAGAAGGGCGUGUACCUCCACAUGCCCAACAAGGACGGAGCCCGAAGUAUCCACACCGCCGCCGCCUAUGGCCACACGGGCAUCAUCAAUACGCUGCUGCAAAAGGGCGAGAAGGUGGACGUGACCACCAAUGACAACUAUACCGCACUUCACAUAGCCGUAGAGUCGGCCAAACCCGCCGUUGUGGAGACCCUGCUCGGAUUUGGAGCCGACGUCCAUGUCCGGGGCGGCAAGCUCCGCGAAACCCCUUUGCAUAUCGCAGCUAGGGUCAAGGAUGGCGACAGAUGCGCCCUCAUGCUGCUUAAGUCAGGGGCUAGCCCCAACCUGACCACCGACGACUGUCUCACCCCGGUCCAUGUGGCUGCCCGUCAUGGCAACCUGGCCACGCUGAUGCAGCUGCUCGAGGACGAAGGCGACCCUUUGUACAAGUCAAAUACCGGGGAAACCCCUCUGCACAUGGCCUGCCGGGCAUGCCACCCGGAGAUAGUCCGACAUCUGAUCGAUACCGUAAAGGAGAAGCAUGGCCCUGACAAGGCUACUACGUACAUCAACUCGGUGAACGACGACGGCGCCACGGCGUUGCACUACACCUGCCAAAUCACCAAGGAGGAGGUGCGCAUCCCAGAGUCCGACAAGCAGAUUGUGAGGAUGCUCCUCGAAAACGGAGCGGAUGUCACGCUGCAGACGAAGAAUGCGCUGGAGACGGCUUUCCACUACUGUGCCGUGGCCGGUAAUAAUGAUGUGCUGAUGGAGAUGAUCUCGCACAUGAAUCCCACGGACAUCCAGAAGGCUAUGAACCGUCAAUCAUCGGUGGGAUGGACACCGCUGCUGAUUGCCUGCCAUCGGGGGCACAUGGAGCUGGUGAACAACCUGCUGGCGAAUCACGCUCGAGUGGACGUCUUCGAUACGGAGGGCAGAUCGGCCCUGCACUUGGCCGCCGAGAGGGGGUACCUGCACGUGUGCGACGCCCUGCUGACCAACAAGGCCUUCAUUAAUUCCAAGUCCCGCGUGGGUCGGACGGCCCUCCACCUGGCGGCCAUGAACGGAUUUACGCACCUGGUGAAAUUCCUGAUCAAGGACCACAACGCCGUCAUCGACAUCCUGACGCUGCGAAAGCAAACGCCGCUCCACCUGGCAGCGGCCAGCGGGCAGAUGGAAGUCUGCCAGCUGCUCCUCGAGCUGGGAGCCAACAUUGAUGCGACCGACGACCUGGGCCAGAAGCCCAUCCACGUCGCCGCGCAGAACAACUACUCUGAAGUGGCCAAACUCUUCCUGCAACAGCACCCGUCGCUGGUGAACGCCACCAGCAAGGACGGCAAUACUUGUGCCCACAUCGCCGCCAUGCAGGGAUCCGUCAAGGUGAUCGAGGAGCUGAUGAAGUUCGAUCGGUCGGGCGUGAUUUCGGCGCGGAACAAGCUAACAGAUGCCACGCCCCUCCAGCUGGCCGCCGAAGGUGGUCACGCGGAUGUGGUGAAGGCCUUGGUCCGGGCCGGGGCAUCCUGUACGGAGGAGAACAAGGCAGGAUUUACGGCCGUCCAUUUGGCGGCCCAAAACGGACACGGACAGGUCCUGGACGUCCUGAAGAGCACCAACUCCCUAAGGAUCAACAGUAAGAAGUUGGGCUUGACGCCGCUCCACGUGGCAGCGUACUACGGACAAGCGGACACGGUCCGGGAACUGUUGACCAGUGUUCCGGCCACGGUCAAGUCGGAAACACCCACGGGACAGAGUCUGUUCGGGGAACUGGGCACGGAGUCGGGGAUGACACCACUGCAUUUGGCGGCAUUUUCCGGAAACGAGAACGUGGUGCGACUGCUCCUCAACUCGGCAGGUGUUCAAGUGGAUGCGGCGACCGUUGAGAACGGCUAUAAUCCACUCCAUUUGGCUUGCUUCGGCGGACACAUGUCAGUGGUCGGUUUGCUCCUGAGUCGGUCGGCGGAACUCCUCCAGUCGACGGAUCGUAACGGCAGGACGGGACUGCACAUCGCCGCCAUGCAUGGACACAUCCAGAUGGUGGAGAUUCUGCUCGGCCAGGGUGCGGAGAUCAAUGCAACCGAUCGUAACGGUUGGACGCCACUGCAUUGUGCUGCCAAAGCCGGCCACUUGGAGGUGGUGAAGUUGCUGUGCGAGGCGGGAGCCUCUCCCAAAUCGGAGACCAACUACGGAUGUGCCGCCAUUUGGUUCGCCGCUUCUGAAGGACACAACGAGGUGCUUCGCUACCUGAUGAACAAGGAGCACGAUACCUAUGGGCUGAUGGAGGACAAGCGCUUCGUCUACAACCUGAUGGUGGUGUCCAAGAACCACAACAACAAGCCCAUACAGGAGUUUGUCCUCGUCUCCCCGGCUCCGGUGGAUACAGCUGCCAAGCUAUCCAAUAUUUAUAUCACUCUUUCCACAAAGGAAAAAGAGCGUGCCAAGGAUCUGGUGGCUGCUGGCAAGCAGUGUGAGACAAUGGCCACGGAGCUGUUAGCCCUGGCAGCCGGCUCGGACUCCGCCGGAAAGAUUCUGCAAGCCACCGAUAAGCGGAACGUGGAGUUUCUCGACGUCCUGAUAGAAAACGAACAAAAAGAAGUGAUUGCCCAUACGGUGGUGCAGCGAUACCUGCAAGAACUCUGGCAUGGAAGUUUGACUUGGGCCUCUUGGAAAAUCCUCCUCCUGUUAGUGGCCUUCAUCGUCUGCCCACCGGUGUGGAUCGGCUUCACCUUCCCGAUGGGCCACAAGUUCAACAAGGUGCCCAUCAUUAAGUUCAUGUCGUACCUCACCUCGCACAUUUACCUCAUGAUCCACCUGAGCAUCGUGGGCAUAACGCCCAUCUACCCGGUGCUCCGGUUGAGUCUGGUGCCCUACUGGUACGAGAUCGGGCUCCUCAUCUGGCUGAGUGGCUUGCUGCUGUUCGAGCUGACGAAUCCGUCAGAUAAGUCGGGACUGGGAUCCAUCAAGGUGCUGGUCCUGCUGCUGGGAAUGGCCGGAGUGGGCGUCCAUGUGGCGGCCUUUGUGUUCGUCUCGAAGGAGUACUGGCCCACGUUGGUCUACUGCCGGAAUCAGUGCUUCGCCCUAGCCUUCCUGCUGGCCUGCGUCCAGAUCCUGGACUUUCUGUCCUUCCACCACCUCUUCGGACCCUGGGCCAUCAUCAUCGGGGAUCUGCUGAAGGAUUUGGCCAGGUUCUUGGCUGUGUUAGCCAUUUUCGUGUUUGGCUUUUCCAUGCACAUAGUGGCCCUGAAUCAGAGUUUUGCCAACUUUUCGCCGGAGGAUCUGCGCAGCUUCGAGAAGAAGAACCGAAAUCGAGGCUACUUCAGUGACGUGCGCAUGCAUCCGAUUAACUCGUUCGAGUUGCUGUUCUUCGCCGUGUUCGGACAAACGACGACCGAGCAGACCCAAGUUGACAAAAUCAAAAAUGUAGCCACGCCCACUCAACCGUAUUGGGUUGAGUACCUGUUCAAAAUUGUCUUUGGCAUUUACAUGUUGGUGUCGGUGGUUGUGCUAAUUAACCUGCUGAUUGCUAUGAUGUCAGACACCUAUCAACGCAUACAGGCCCAAUCCGACAUCGAGUGGAAAUUCGGCUUGUCCAAGCUUAUUCGCAAUAUGCAUCGCACCACAACAGCGCCCUCGCCGCUUAAUUUAGUUACCACCUGGUUUAUGUGGAUCGUCGAGAAGGUCAAGGCACGCAUGAAGAAAAAGAAGCGUCCAAGUCUGGUUCAGAUGAUGGGAAUACGUCAGGCCAGUCCCCGAACGAAAGCCGGCGCCAAAUGGCUGUCGAAGAUCAAGAAAGACUCGGUGGCCCUGUCUCAGGUUCAUCUCUCACCGCUGGGAUCGCAGGCCAGUUUCUCGCAGGCCAACCAGAAUCGGAUCGAGAACGUGGCCGACUGGGAGGCGAUCGCCAAGAAGUACCGGGCGUUGGUGGGCGACGAGGAGGGCGGCUCCCUCAAGGACUCGGAUGCGGAGAGCGGAUCGCAGGACGGCAGCGGGGCGCCACAGCCGCCGGCACAGGUCUAAGCUUCAGCCUCUCUCUUCCAACUAUCCUUUCUGACUAUCUCUAUCUCUUCUACUCGACUAUCCAAGAGCCUGUCCUUCUGUACUCCUAAGACCUAACUCUAGCUAACUCUAAGGAAUCCUACUUCUAAGCCGCACUUGGGGGAUCGUUUUCGCAGACUUCAGCUAAUCUAAAAGCUUCAGUUAAGCAAACACGAGUACCAAAUUAACCCAGACUUUUGGUUUACCUGGAGUACAAGAAAAUAAUCCUAAAGCCCUAGAGUUAAGCCCCUCACUAUCCUAAACUAACUUUAGCUAGAAUAUUGAAAUUGUUUUGAGUAACUUUUGAAGCGCAUCUGAGCCGAGCCUCGUUUAUUUUGAUAUGAUUUUGUGUUGGCGAUAUAUAUGAUGAACGAAACAACAAAACAAGUUUUCCAUAUUCGAAAUUUUAUAAAAUAAGUCAAUUGACGGGUCCUUUUUGGACACCGAAUACGUCCAUUUUGCCUUGAAACUUUAAAGCGAACUCCUUAAAUUUUGUACUAAGCCGAGAUUCCGACGACUACCGAUCAUAACUUUAUUUAUAAUUAUACUAGCUGUAAGUAUUUGACUUUGGCUUCACUCGGAGCUUGGGAAAACGGUUUUAUAAUAAUAUCUCAUGAUCUCAUUGUUUUUGGGUAAUUGUCAAGAAACUAAAUCCACUUUAUUUACUAAGCUUGAUUCAAUUUUUAUAAGAAAUGUAUGCCUAAAAAUUGUUAAUUGUAAAUAAAAA